This is a messenger RNA of Syngnathus acus (greater pipefish), 3804 nucleotides long. RefSeq names its product rap1 GTPase-activating protein 2-like. The transcript is spliced from 23 exons. Gene Ontology annotation, cellular component: plasma membrane; cytoplasm. Lineage: Eukaryota; Metazoa; Chordata; Actinopteri; Syngnathiformes; Syngnathidae. Bases 281 to 2515 code for a protein of 744 amino acids. The record is from RefSeq and is a predicted model, not a curated record. Gene Ontology annotation, biological process: regulation of small GTPase mediated signal transduction; activation of GTPase activity. Gene Ontology annotation, molecular function: GTPase activator activity.
CAACAUAAAUUGGAGUCUAUAAAGUGUUUUUUAGAUGUCAUAUGUACUCAUAAAAAGUCAUUUGAAGCAAUAAAGCACAUCUGCUAGUAGGCAGGCUUGCAUCACCGCUCCCUUUUUCUUCUUUUUUUUUUAGCUCUUUGCAAUUCAGCCUGCGAACACACGUCUCAGUGCGUGUUUUGAUUUUUAAUUUUUUUUAAAAGAGCCAAUAUAAACCCGGUUGGCUCUAAGCACAAACAUUAUUGUGUUUUAUUUUCUCCCGCAUAUAGUAUUGCCCUUGCAGAUGUGGAAAUUUAUUUGCUCUCAUGUGAGCACAUUGCUUUUUUUUUUAAAUCCCUAUCCGCUUGUAAAUGAUGGAUGUGAUGUCAUAAAUUGUAACCAGUCACUUAGAGAAAGCAAUAGAGAGAGUGGGAGAGAGAGAGAGAGUGAGCGAGUGAGAGAGAGAGAGAGAGGGAUGCUGCAUCUCAUCAGAGUGGGAUGCUCAGUUACCGACGGCAACGGAACAAUGCUGCAGGACCGCUGCAAACAGGAGCUCCAGGCCGCCUCCAAUGGUGCCGACGCCGACUGCCCCCCCUCGCCUCCCCGCACGGCACCGCCCACCACCAAGUCGGCCCAUUUCUUUGACACGUUGGACAAGAUGGAGCAGGUUCCAGAAGCUGCUGAGAUGAAGGCCGUCCCUCCGAGGCAGAAGGAUGACUACAUCCCUUAUCCAAGGAUCGAAGAGGUGUUAGAGAAGGGCGAACCGUACCCACAGAUCAUCCUCCCCCAGUUUGGAGGUUACUGGAUCGAGGAACCUGAGGAACCUCCCCCGCCUGCGCCUCCCCCUGCCACCCAGGAGGCCAGCAAGGAUGACGAGCAAGGAGAAGGAGAAGAGGCCCAAGAUAACGCAAACUGUGGCUAUCGCCUGGAGGAGACCAACGAGGCCGCACGUGCGUACAGGAAGUACUUCUUGGGCAAGGAGCAUUUAAAUUUCUCUUGCCCGUCCAGCAGCGUUGGAAACGUGUUGUUGUCUGUUAGGCAUGAAGAAGAGAAUCAGCAAGAACAUCUCCACGUCAUCAUCAGGUCCCGAGUGAAGACAAUCUAUCAGCGCCUGUCAGUGACAGAGCUGCCUGAUAUACCAAGUGUACAAGAGCUGACUAAGCUGCUGUGUGACGACGCAGCUGGUCUCCGUUUCAGUCCCGUCCUUUACCCGAAGGCGUCUCAGCUAAUUGUCAACUAUGACGAACAUGAGGUCAACAACACGUUCAAGUUUGGAGUUAUUUUCCAACGCUUUGGACAGGUGUCCGAGGAGGAGCUGUUCAGGAACAAUGAGGAAACGCCAGCGUUCCAAGAGUUUCUGCAGCUCCUCGGCGACACUGUGGACCUGCAAGACUUUAAAGGGUUUCGGGGGGGUCUGGAUGUGUCUCACGGCCAGACUGGUUCUCAGUCUGUGUACACGGUCCACAAACAGCAGGAAGUCAUGUUCCACGUUUCCACCAAGCUGCCCUUCACGGAGGGAGACACCCAGCAGCUCCAGAGGAAGCGUCACAUAGGCAACGACAUCGUAGCCCUGGUUUUCCAGGAGGAGGCCACCCCCUUUGUGCCAGACAUGAUCGCCUCCAACUUUUUACACGCCUUUGUCACAGUCCAGGUGGAGGAACCCUGCUCGGAGAAUACCAGCUAUAAGGUGUCUGUUACAGCACGAGAGGAUGUACCACCUUUUGGACCGCCUCUCCCAAAUCCAGCUGUUUUUAAGAAGGGUCCAGAGUUUCGGGAGUUUCUACUCACUAAACUCAUCAAUGCAGAGCUGGCCUGUUACAAGAGCAUCCGUUUUUCCCGACUGGAGGAGCGGACAAGGGCCGCACUGCUGGAUACCCUCCACGACGAGCUACAGAGACGCUCCCAGAGAAUGCUGGGAUUGACAUCUACUCUUGAUGAGGAGGCUCGGGCUGAAAAUGGACAUGCUCACGGAGGUCUGCUGGAAUCCAUCAAGAGGGCUAUGCGCGGGAGAAGCGUCUCCAUGGAGACAAUGUCAAGAGGUGGCGGGGGGCUGCCCACCAGUUUGAGUGGUGGGGGGUUGGCACAUAUCAGUGCUGAGGGUAGUGUAAAAUCUCCAGUCAAACGCCGUUCGGGUCUGUUCCCUCGAUUGUUGAGUAUUGACAGCCAAACAGAUAAGCACGGCCAGAGAGGAAUCAGUUUCCUCGGUGACCAGAGGAUCUUUGAUGGUUGCCAGCCCAUGUUAGAGGUGAAGUCAGAGCUGCCGUCCAAUCCCAGCUCUCCAGAGGCGGGGCAACGAGACAGAAUUUGCAUGAAAAAGGAUAACAGCAAAAUUUCCAGAUCCACCUCCAGCACGUGUAGCUUCAGUCUCCCCGCAGACGACACUCACCUGCAGUUUGCCCAGGCUGUGACAGUAGAAGGUCAAGGUUCAAGUCCGCUCACCGUCUGUCGAAGCCCCACAGAAUUAAAAAACAAAAACUCACCGAGAUCCAACCUGAAGUUUCGUUUCGACAAGCUGAGUCACUCAGCUGCGGGACAUUAGACUGCAAGGAAAAGGUACACAUUAAAUUCAACUGUGAGCAUUAUCUUUUUGAUCUAAUAGUGUCUGAAUCAUGAAUUUGAUUAAUCCGGUGGAAUAUUAGAAAAUCGGGUGGCUUCAUAAGCCGACGUCACUGAGGAGAACGACGAUGCAGCACCAAGACUUUUGCUACGUGGAUUCAAUCAUUGCCAACUGGUCUCUCCAUCACUUGAUUAUGAUCGGCUCACAUAUUGUGAUUCACCACGGAAUGCACGGUGAGUGAAUGUGUCAGCUGAGUGGAAAUAAUCCCAAUGAUGUCACAGCGCCAUCACCGGCGAGUAACUGUUUACCAAAGGGAGAGGCACACUAACUGAGUCCUGGGAAAUGCAGAAAAAUGUUAUGCCAAGAUCAGCUAAUUGCAUCAUUUUGCUCCGUUUGUUUUCAAGAACGCCCAAAUACUGCAGUAUCCGCACCUUCAAAUUUGAUUUGUUUAAGUGAAAUGUCUGUUUAAGCAUUUACUAAACGACGGUAGCAGUAAAACUGCCCUAGAUGGAAUUGAAUUGAAUAAUCAGGGAAAGAUCCAAAUGAGGGUGUAAAAUGAAAAAUUUAUUUUUGUGUAGAAUAUGAUUGACUAAAAUUGACAUGCAAUAAUAUGACUUAUUUUUGUCGCUCAUAAAUGAAGUAUAGUUCCUGGAACAAGACUUGCAAUCUCACAUUUGAACAUUUCUACGGCUAAAUCAGCUUGUUUGACACUUUGUUGAAACUACAAGAUGGACUGCCAUUUCAAGCAAAAAACAAAAGGGUGAUAGAAAUGAUGUUGCACUAGAAAAAAAAGCGCUUCUCCCCUCUGUAGGGGUAUAAACCAGGGGGUCCUCAAACUUUUGGGGUCAAGAAUGUGAAAGAGCUAAAAAUAUGUAGUAUUCUUUUAUUGGGGUGCCGGUCCCUACAGUUACGUAUGAACUUUUUAAAAUGAUCUGAUUUACCCAAUAAUUUACUACAAAAUAUUUUGUGGGUUACCCCAGUUUGAGAACCACUGGUCUGAACAUCAACCAUGUACAAAACUCUGUUUUUGCACUGAAAGCACAACUUUCCUUAUGUUCAUGCAUCCUCUUCCAAGCAUUUCAGUGUAUCAAAAGGAUGAUCAAAUGUAGCAUGUUUGUUUCUGUCCUGUGUCCCUUCGUUAUAAGUUGUGCGUUUCUUUCAAUAAAAAGUUCAUUUUUGUUUCCAUGAAUCCAAAGUGCACUGUAAAGAAGCAAAAUGUAAAAUAGCUACACAUCAAGGAAACAAAUGUCAAUAAAGCACCAUUAAAAUGA